UUGAGAAACUAACGCAAUGCCAGAGCUGUUUCAGAUACACUCCUUUUGAUCAAAUGGGCCUCUGUUGGGCUUUAGCCCGAGUUUUUCUUUCGGUUUAUUUGGUUAAAUUCGGUUUACAUGUGAUGAACGGCGCAUCUCCGGCUCAUUCUUUGGUAUCGACGACCGCCGUAGCUGGUGGAGGUGGAAGUAGCGGCGCAGCCGCUGGUCUAGACGAUUUCCAUUUUCCACCGGAUAUUCCCUCUAUGCAAGAUCGAAAAGACGAAGCUAUGCGUGUUUUGAAAGCUGAUUUGAUGGCUGAGCUUGACAAAGAGGUUAAAUCUUUGGAAGAAGAUAGUUGGAUGUUCGAAGGUCCUCGUUCUCGAAUCCAUCUUAUAUCUAGAAGAGGUAACUUUCUAAAGAAAGAAGGUGUAGCUGUGACGAAAUCAAGCAUCAUUCAGCUGCCUAGAUGAAGUUCAAGUAAGCAAAUUCAGAAAUGGUCGUGAAGCUUUGUUGAGGUCGAUGGUGUUCGUAACAAAUGCCACUACAACGUUGACUCUGUUUUAAAGGGAUAACAUUAGCUUAUUUCAAUGGUGUUAAUAUCUGUGUACAAGUGAUAAAAUCAUUAUUUAACAACGCUAAAAUACGAUUUGAGUACUUAUCGAUAUCAAUGUUCUCAAGAAAUCUAAAUAAUCAACUUUCACUUUUUA
Capsella rubella is the source of this 686-nucleotide messenger RNA. Its product is annotated as protein SAMBA. The coding region runs from base 54 to 449 and encodes 131 amino acids. Gene Ontology annotation, biological process: negative regulation of organ growth. Lineage: Eukaryota; Viridiplantae; Streptophyta; Magnoliopsida; Brassicales; Brassicaceae. The record is from RefSeq and is a predicted model, not a curated record. The transcript has 4 exons. Gene Ontology annotation, molecular function: anaphase-promoting complex binding.